AGUUGAAUUCGAUUGCUUUGCCUGACAAAGUUAGAAGGAUACAUAUAUUGAAGAUUUCUCUGUAAAAUGAGUGCUCCUUUAGCAGCUUGGCCAUGGGAGAACCUUGGCGUAUUCAAGUAUCUGUUGUAUGGGCCACUUGUCGCAAAAGUUCUGCAUCAAAGGUUUCACGAUGAACACAUCAACUCUAGCUGGUGCCUUCAUUUACUCAUCCUGUGUGCUCUUCGAGGUUGGCUGCAUGUUUGGUGGGGCUCUUACGGCAAUAUGCAUUUUUUGACCCGAAAUCGACGAAUCAUCCAACGUGGGGUUGAUUUCAAGCAAGUUGACAAAGAGUGGGACUGGGAUAAUUUCUUAAUCCUUCAAGCAUUAAUUGCUUCCAUGAUCUUCUAUGUGUUUCCGUUUCUUCAAAACCUUCCUGUUUGGAACAUGAAAGGUUUAAUUGUUCUUCUGGCUCUCCAUGUGGGGAUCUCAGAGCCCCUCUACUAUUUGGUUCAUAGAAAGUUUCACAGCGACUAUCUUUACAACCAUUAUCAUUCAUUUCAUCAUUCAUCCCCAGUACCUCAGUCAUUUACAGCUGGAAAUGCAACGCCUUUGGAGCAUCUUGUUUUGGCAUCAAUCAUCGCAAUUCCAAUCCUUGGGACUUCGCUUUUUGGAUAUGGAUCGGUAGGGUUGAUAUAUGGGUACUUGUUGAUGUUUGAUUUUCUGAGGUGCUUGGGCCACUCCAAUGUUGAAAUCGUUCCGCAUGAACUAUUUGACAAAUUUCCCUUUCUGCGAUACAUGCUUUAUACACCAACAUAUCACAGUCUACACCACACUGAUAAGGGCACUAAUUUCUGCCUCUUCAUGCCUCUUUUUGACGUACUAGGCAACACGCUUAACGAAAAAUCAUGGAAGAUGCACAAGGAAUUAAGUUCAGGUGAAAAUGGGAAGGUACCAGAUUUUGUUUUCCUGGCUCACGGAGUGGAUGUGGCAUCCUCUUUGCAUUCUGCCUUUGUGUUUCGAUCAUUUGCUUCUUUGCCGUACACAAUGAGGAUCUUCUUACUUCCGCAAUGGCCAAUUGCUCUUAUGGUUAUACUUGUCAUGUGGGCUUUCUCCAAAACCUAUUUACAUAGUUUCUACCACCUUAGAGGUCGAUUGCAUCAAACAUGGGCUGUCCCUAGGAUUGGUUUCCAGUAUUUCUUACCGUUUGCUGCCAAGGGCAUCAAUCACCACAUUGAGGAAGCAAUCCUCAGGGCUGACAGAAUUGGGGUUAAAGUCAUCAGCCUCGCUGCCUUGAACAAGAACGAAUCUCUGAACGGAGGUGGGAAGCUGUUUGUGGACAAACACCCAAACCUUAAGGUUAGAGUUGUUCAUGGAAACACCCUUACUGCUGCUGUCAUCCUCAAUGAAAUCCCUCAACAUGUCAAUGAGGUCUUCUUAACUGGUGCUACUUCUAAGCUUGGGAGAGCAAUCGCCCUCUACCUUUGCCGAAGGAAAGUCAGAGUUUUGAUGUUGACUUUUUCAACUGAUCGUUUUAAGAGCAUUCAAAGGGAAGCCUCUCCAGAACACCAAAACUAUCUUGUUCAGGUCACAAAAUACCAAGCAGCGCAACACUGCAAGACAUGGAUUGUUGGAAAGUGGAUCACUCCCAGAGAGCAAAGCUGGGCACCAAGUGGAACACAUUUUCAUCAAUUUGUUGUUCCUCCUAUAUUACACUUCAGAAGAGACUGCACUUACGGCGAUCUAGCCGCCAUGAGAGUGCCUGAUGAUGUGGAAGGUCUUGGCUACUGUGAGUACACGUUGGAGAGAGGAAUAGUGCAUGCGUGCCAUGCUGGAGGUAUGGUUCACAGUCUUGAAGGUUGGACUCAUCAUGAAGUUGGAGCCAUAGACGUUGAGAGGAUUGAUGUUGUGUGGAAUGCAGCACUCAAACACGGUCUAAGACCUGUCUCAGCAAAGCCAGCUCUGAAAAAUUGAUCUCUCUCUCUCUCUCACAAUCAUAAGAUGAUGGAGAAAUUACUUAACUUCGAAGGAACAUUUUAAUUAAUGUGCAUGGCUCUCUUUUCUGUUUUGUAGGGCCACAAUUAAUUAGGGGGAGUUCAAUUCUAUAAUGUCUUGUUUUUAUACUGUCAUCCAUGUUGUGACAUUAUAAAUGUUUAUAUAUAUAUCCAGGCUACUUAAUGAAAUGAAAGUUCUCUUAGUUCUGUCGCUUGUACUUUCUAUCGAGCUUGGUACUUAUUAAAAUAAUCAACACUACUUACGCUA
Molecule: messenger RNA, 2238 nt
Organism: Neltuma alba
Lineage: Eukaryota; Viridiplantae; Streptophyta; Magnoliopsida; Fabales; Fabaceae
Product: very-long-chain aldehyde decarbonylase CER3
Exons: 11
Coding region: 67-1950 (627 amino acids)
Biological process (GO): lipid biosynthetic process
Molecular function (GO): iron ion binding; oxidoreductase activity
Source: RefSeq, a predicted model, not a curated record